GGUGCAACUAGAGAGAGCAAACCAGUUCUUUGUUCUCUCAAGUCAUAAAUUAUAAGGUCCUGACCUUGUUAUUUUCUAAUUAAACCAUUUCUUGGGGAAUUAUGUAGUAAAAUAUCCGUGUUAUAGGCUGACAGAUUCAACCUACACUUAUUAUAGCUUGGGGCUUCAGUGAUGCUGGAUAUCGUGCAACUUGGAGCACGUCAAUUUCUUGCUUAAUUUGUGUUAUUCCAUCUUUUAAUGAAUAAGAAAUUCUACAGCCAUUUACCAUACCUACAUUAGGUCACUACACGAGUUUUAUGCCUGGUGGCAACUCUGAUCUGAUUUUUGUGAUAUUAGUCACUGUAAUAUCUUGUAGUUUUUAUAAGGUCUUCUCCACUUGUGUAGACGGCUUGCGGACCAAAAUCAACCAUGAAGGCAUAAAGUACUACGAUAACAUUAUUGAUGCUCUUCUUGAAAAGGGCAUUGAGCCUUAUAUAACAUUGUACCAUUGGGAUCUCCCUUUGAAUCUUCAGGAAUCUUGUGGAGGCUGGUUAGAUGAACAAACUGUGUAAGCUCCAGUCCUUCAAUUUUCGUCUGGUAAUUAACCAUUACAAUCUUUUUAUGCUUAUAACAGAGUGGGUGGUGCAUAUGGAAUUCUAAU
Lycium ferocissimum is the source of this 640-nucleotide messenger RNA. Its product is annotated as beta-glucosidase 42-like. Gene Ontology annotation, biological process: carbohydrate metabolic process. NCBI's taxonomy places the organism in Eukaryota, Viridiplantae, Streptophyta, Magnoliopsida, Solanales, Solanaceae. The transcript has 2 exons. The coding region runs from base 297 to 551 and encodes 84 amino acids. Gene Ontology annotation, molecular function: beta-glucosidase activity. The record is from RefSeq and is a predicted model, not a curated record.